Molecule: messenger RNA, 1005 nt
Organism: Ctenopharyngodon idella (grass carp)
Lineage: Eukaryota; Metazoa; Chordata; Actinopteri; Cypriniformes; Xenocyprididae
Product: interleukin-1 receptor type 1
Exons: 8
Coding region: 79-996 (305 amino acids)
Source: RefSeq, a predicted model, not a curated record
ACAGCUAGAUGGCUUUGUAGCGCUGCUGUUGAAACCGGUCCGACCGCUGCUGGAAAACUGCCCGUAAAUGCCACGAAAAUGAGCUUUUCCACAAUUUAUUUGCGAUGGAUUUUACUACCCGCCCUUUGGGUUGCAGGUUUUCCUCUUGAAGAGAGUAAGACAGAUCGCAAGAAAGUUGACUUCGUUGCUGGUCUCGUAUUUAGACUUGAAUGCAUCAGUAACAGUCAGAAUGUGAGCUGGAGUCGUGUUCCCAGUCAGAGCUUGGAAAACAUCAGUGGAAUAACCAUUAAAGACGACACGCUAUGGUUCCUCCCUGCUCGGCCCGUCCACAGCGGAGAAUACUCUUGUCUCAGCAGAGAAGGCAAUGACACCUGGGAAACAAUAUAUGACGUCUCCGUUCAGAAUAAAACAUGCCCCACUAGGAACAGAAUGCAAGAAGUAAUGAGCACAAAGGAAUUUGAAUGUUUCCUUCCUCACAUCUUUGAGUUGGACCCUGGAGCUCAAGUAACCUGGCGAAAUAACUGCCAUCCACUCAAUGUGACGUACAGUAAGGUUUUUCCGGUAAACAGAUCCUCGGAGAUGGAAGGACUGUACACUUGCUUUGUGAACUUUACUUUUGAAGGGCAAAACUACUUUGCUGCCCAGACUACAAAAAUCUACUUCCAGUCUAAAGACUUUGUGGUGACGCAGCCUAAAAUUAUCUACCCAAAGGAAGAAACAGUCGCAGUAACACUUGGUGAAAGUUACAAUCUGAGCUGCAAAGCUCUUGUUGGGAAGAACGACAUGGAAGAAACUUCCCUAUACUGGUUUGGUGGAUCUCUCACUCUGAGCUACAAGAGCACCACCUUAAAGGAGAAUGACCGGAAGUACAUGCUGUCUGUUUUAUCCAUCUCAGAAGUCACAGCUGAAUAUCUGUACAGGAAUCUCACCUGUAUGGUUCAACAUCCAACAGGUUUCGAUUCUGGAAGAAUCAUACUCAUCCCAGGCGAGCUCUAGGUUAUAUUG